CACACCACACCCUUGCAUUGCUGGCAGGAGGAGAAGGGGAUGAGGAAGAAGACAAGCACACCAAUGUGUGGAAGAUGAGAUUUGUUUCGGUCUAACAAAAGUUACCUCGAGAUACCAAUAUCAUGAGACAUGUCCAGGAGAGAGCAAGAAGCAGCAGCAGCAGAAGCAGCUAGCUGCUGCCUGUGAUUGAUCCCACUACAAAAUUCAGGCAGCUCCAAAAAACCAGAUGAGCUCCACUCUGAUGGCGGCUUCUUGCUGCCGCUGCUUCGUCUCCUACAAGAGACCUCGCCCAAUCAUUGCCACCACCACCUUUGUCUUCUUCUUCCUCUUCCUCCUCUUCUUGCUCGCCGCGGAGGCUGGCGCGACGCCGCCCAGCAAUGGCACGGCGGCGGCGCUCCGCCCCGGCGAGGAGCUGCUCCGGUUCCAGCGGGUGAAAGAACGGCUCGCCGGGAUGAGGAGAGCUUCCGUCAAGUCGAUCCAGAGCCCUGACGGCGACGUGAUCGACUGCGUGCCGUCGCACCUGCAGCCGUCGUUCGAGCACCCGAGGCUGAGAGGCCAGAAGCCGGAGGAGGAACCCACGGCGAGGCCGACGGCGAGGAGGAGGAGGAGGAGGAGUCGCGGCCAUGGCAGCGGCGGCGAGGUGGAAGCCGGCGACGGCGACGAGCACGGGUUGCAGCAGGCGUGGUGGGCCUCCGGGGAGUCGUGCCCGGAGGGGACGAUACCGGUGAGGCGAACGACGGAGGCGGACCUGCUGCGAGCCAGCUCCGCCGCCGGCAGGUUCGGCAUGAAGCCCCGCGGCGGCGGCGCGGCGCGGCGAGACUCCACCAGCAGCGGCCACGAGCACGCGGUGGGGUACGUGAGCGGGGGUCAGUUCUACGGCGCGAAGGCGAGCCUGAACGUGUGGCCGGCGCAGGUGGCGUCGCCGGCGGAGUUCAGCCUCUCCCAGAUCUGGCUCAUCUCCGGCUCCUUCGCCCACGACCUCAACACCAUCGAGGCCGGAUGGCAGGUGAGCCCUCAGUUGUACGGCGACAACAACCCAAGGUUCUUCACAUAUUGGACAAAUGAUGCGUACCAGGAGACGGGGUGCUACAACCUGCACUGCUCAGGGUUCGUGCAGACCAACAGCCGGAUCGCCAUGGGCGCCGCCAUCUCCCCCAUCUCCUCCUUCGCCGGCCGCCAGUUCGACAUUACCCUCCUCAUCUGGAAGGACCCGAAGCAGGGGCACUGGUGGCUGCAGCUGGGGUCGGGCGCGCUGGUGGGGUACUGGCCCUCCUUCCUCUUCACCCACCUCGGCGCCCGCGCCGACAUGGCGCAGUUCGGCGGCGAGGUCGUCAACACCCGCCCCUCCGGCGCCCACACGCCCACCCAGAUGGGCAGCGGCCGCUUCCCCGCCGACGGCUACGCCCGCGCCGCCUACUUCCGCAACGUCCAGCUCGUCGACUGGGACAACAACCUCAUCCCCGCCGCCGCGCUCCGCCUCCUCGCCGACCACCCCUCCUGCUACGACAUCGCCGGCGGCCAGGGCGCCGCCUGGGGCACCUACUUCUACUACGGCGGGCCCGGCCGGAACUCCCGCUGCCCCUGACUUCAAUUAUUCAAUCCAGGAAAUUAUACGAGGAAUUAAUUCUUCUCUCUCUCUCUCUCUCGAUCGCUCUUCUUCUUCUUCUUCUUCUUCUUCUUCUUUUCCUGGUUCCA
Messenger RNA from Oryza brachyantha (malo sina), 1695 nucleotides. RefSeq lists its product as uncharacterized. The record is from RefSeq and is a predicted model, not a curated record. NCBI's taxonomy places the organism in Eukaryota, Viridiplantae, Streptophyta, Magnoliopsida, Poales, Poaceae. The transcript is spliced from 9 exons. The coding region runs from base 227 to 1585 and encodes 452 amino acids.